This is a messenger RNA of Paramuricea clavata, 23159 nucleotides long. The record is from the annotation of a GenBank genome assembly. Lineage: Eukaryota; Metazoa; Cnidaria; Anthozoa; Malacalcyonacea; Plexauridae.
GGAAGUUGUUCGGUUCUCGAUGCAGUUCCUUUUCCGAACUGGCGAACAAGUACUUAUUAAAUUCUGUAGACUCGACGGCAAAAGGUCACAAAUCAACCUGUGAACAUAUCUUUUUACGAUGCGACUUGAUUCCUUUUUAUAAAACACUGCGACCACCGUACCUUAGUAUCCAAGAAGCAGCGAAAUCAUGGGCUUGAAACCUCUGGAAUUUUCGGAAGCGCUGCUGGACAGUCCGUACUUUCGCGAGAACAUACAUGAACAUGAACGAGAAUUGGAUCGGGCGAACGAUGCUAUAAAAUCGCUCAUUAGAGAAUGCAAAUCGUUGAUAAAAGCUACAGAACGUAAGUGAAAUAUUCUUCUGUUUCGUGUUCAAUGCUUUCGCUUAUCGGCUGUGACAUAUUCGCGGUGAUCGCCCGCAUAAACAGCUGGGAAAUUAUGCCUGAUACUUGAUGACUUGAUGACCCAAUCUCAUGCUGUUUGAGUUUGUACACAGUCAAUUUUCUCUCGAAUUUUCUACUAGUAGGAAGUAGACAAUUUUCAAUAGUCACAGACUUCUUGAAGCGUUUGUCUGCUGUUGAAGGCCUUUAGUUAUUUAAUUCAUGGGAAAACUUGUAUCGUUUGGGCUUUUUGACGAAGUAUUGAACGUAUAUCAAAAUGCACUGUAUUAUUAACGAAGUUAUUUCGAAAUAUAAUACGUAUUUAACGCAUGUUUAACAUAUAAUUUUGCUGAAUAUGUCAGUUUCGUCAAAAUUUCCAGUUGAAUGCAUAAAUUCUUGCCAUUUCUGGACAUGAUGCAUAAUAGUUCAGGAUUUGUUUGGGAUUCUAUUUCCUGUUUUAUGACAAUGAUAUGUGUAAAUUCUGCAUGAAUUCUUAAUGAGAGGCAUUUUGAAUAUUUAAUUCGAUGAUCCAUCCAGUGCUCUCCCCUUGACAAGUAAAAUUGUCUGGCAUUAAACAGAGUAAAAUAAUCAAGUCAGGCGCAUUAGGGCGUGAUUCAAAUUGAUCGUUACCUACAGUAGACACAUUGGUGGAUAAUCUGGGUAGCCUAUUGAACACCAGCGCUCUCCCAUUGACACAUGAAAAUGUGAAAUCUUCUAGUAUUAGACAGAUUAAAGUAGGGCCACUGAGAUGCAAUGCAACUUAAUGGGUUAAUAGUGAUUAUGAUAUUUGAUUUCAUGGUAAUUUCACACAGCAGUGGAUCCAAACUGGUGCAAUUGAUGCAUAUGCACCGUUUAAGAUUUCAAUUUUCGAUAUUGGAAAUCAUAGGCUUCAGGGCUCGAAUUUUAUUGUGGCAAUCGCAGCAAUUGCCGUAGAGGGAGAACAAACUGCUGUGGAUCAUUGCGGCAACGACGGCAAUUUUUUGCCGUACCAUAUAGUGCAAUUUUUAUACUAUUCACUGUGCAUUACUACUUUGAUACUUUAAUUCAGAUCUUGACCAAAUCAUGCGUAAAUCACUAUUUUAGUCUCAGUUUUCUUCGAAAAAAACCCCACUAAAGAAAUACGUAGACAAAUCCAAAGUAAUAAUAAAAUGAAAGUUUUAUUACUGUAAUUUGAAAAAUGCCAUGGAAACUGCCAAAAUUGCCGUAGACAGCUGUUAUGUUCUACAGCAAUUUUUAACGCCAUUGUCGUCGAUUGAUUUCAGGGAAAUUCGAGGCCUGAUUGGCUUAGUAUCCCCACAGGAUGCUAUAAAAAUUUUGAAUUUCCAAUCCAAACUCUGAAGUCUGUUCAUUGUCGCAAAAUGUUGGACAAGCUAGCUUGUAUUGGCACUUUGGUUCUUAUUCCGUGUAUUUUUGGUCACAAGGUUUUGGCCCAGUGCUCAACUAUUAUAGGUUUGUCCUUUGGUUUCUCUAAUACAAGUUAGCUGUGAUAAACUAGGGCCACUACAAACAGCUGAAACAUUACAGCAGACAAUUUACCUUGUUUGGAUGCUGCUAGUCUUCUGGAAUACCUACUAUGCAAAUUUAAGGUGCUAGUAUCCACUUGGAUACUAGUUAGUAAGAAAUUCAAAUCUUGAACCCUGGAAAAUGUUUUUGUUCUCUCUAGGAACCUGGGUUUAGGGUUCCAAAUUUUCUGCAAACGAUUACAAUAUAUAUACAGUAUAGCUAGGGAAAAAUAAUAAAAUUGUUGUUUGUGACUGUCUUUCCUACCUUACAUGUGAUGCAAUACUAAUACUUCAAUAAAUCCUGAAUUAAUCAUACAGUUAUGUAGUAGUUACAGUCUUACAGCAUUAAAAACAAAUUCCUAUAUGCCUGGAUAUUUUCGUUCUGAACUGUUCCGCUGUAAUUUAGGUAUCGAGUUAGUAGAUUAGUGAGGUAUUCAAUCACAGCCCUCGAAAACCGUCAAAAUUGAGGUCAGCAAAAAAAUGCAGACCUAAAUCUGACCUAGGUUGGCACGUCUCGGCAUUUUCUAAAAUCUGUCCCAUGUUUUGGAGCACUAGUAAUCACGCAUUUACGAAUCAUUGAAAUUGGAAUAUAACUGGAACGUUACCUCCAGCCGGAAAAUUCAAAAGCCAAAUUUUAUUGACGCGCGAAAUUUAAUCUUCAGACACCUAAAUUAUAUAUAUACAAUACCCGUCAAUUUUUAAACCAUACACCAAAGUGUGUUCAGUUAAUCGAACUACGAAUCAAAUUCUAUAAUCGCUGACUUUUUAACAGCUAUCAGCACAAAAAAUUCUUACUUUGGCUGAAUUAAGAUCGGCAACAAUUUGCCGACAUGGGAGGUUGAUAGGUUGCAUUUAGGUCGGCAUUGCCGAAUGCCGACCUCGUUUUUGAGGGCUGCAAUCAUAUGUAUUUAAUAAUUUUGGUAUUCAAUUGGUGUGAUUUUCAGAACUGGCCAUCAAACGUCCAUGAAAAGUUAUGCAAAAUUGCAGAAUUGCAUUCCUCUGCUCUGUUAUUACCAUAUUUCUCUAAUUAGCCCCCAGCCUCAUUUUAGCCUCCCCUUCUACUGUACCAGUAAUUAAUGUCCCCCCCCCCAUAUAAAAGGUAUACCCUGUUCUUUGCCACCUUAAGUAAAGAAAGUCUCAAUAAAAGUUAUGUUUUUGAACUUACUUGUUUAGUUUUGUGUGUGUGUGUGUGUAAAAAUUGUGAUUUCAAGUCAGGGAUUAGAAAAAUACAUGUACUAGAUACGUUUGGAGAGUUUUUACUCAAAAUUCAAGAUGGGGGAUCACUUGAAUCAGAAAUGUUCCAAAAUGAUCAAAUUCUUGCCACAAUGUUCUGAUUAGUCACAAAAGUGGAAUGGCGUAAAGCUCCAAUAGUUAAUGUAAUUAUUUCAUGUGUGCAAUCGUAUCGUCAGGGUACUGAAUGGCUAGAAUGUAGUGCAGUAAAGUAAAUAUUUUUAUAAUAACGAAGGUGUGCCCCCAAGCCACUGUUACUAAGUUAUGCUGUCAAUUUUUAUUUUAUAUAGUAAAGCUAUAUUGCAAUCUUUCAAUAAACUUGCCACACGAUUUGAUGCAAACACUGUCUUUUCUUGGCUUCCUGGGUUGUAAGCCAACGGUCAGAAAAGUUUGAUUUUGUUCUCUGAUGUGCGAAUCUGUCUAUACGUUCUAUCACAUGCACGUGUGAAAACUGACAAACGUUUGUUGCAUCACAUCAGUCAGUUCCUCCCAAUUUUCAAACCUUUGGGCAGUUCAUUUCUGGAUGACUAAUGCAAAGUUCCGAAACAACUACCAACUACUCAGAAUAGGCCUCAGAACUUUCAAGUUUUUUUACGCAUCAUAGAAUACAGUACUUCUUCUGAACAAAUUGUUGUAAGCGUCAAAAAGUGUUAUCUACAAGCUGUUGUGCACGCCCAACACUGAAAAUACCAAACAUAUACAUUUUACUAUUCUCGGUGUGUCGAUGUACUUCAGGCCCGUAACUAGCGAUGAGUCAAAAAAAAAUUCAAAGCAGGAAGACUUCAAGUUUAGAGAAAACAGAUCCUGAUUGAAAUUUAUUCAAUUUCUGAUGAAGGUUAGAAGUACGAAUUAGCGUCCCAAAUAUUACCACAAACACGUUUUUUAUUAUUGAUCAUGUUGGACCUAGUACAAUUGUGAGACACACUAUGAAAUUAUAGUCAUUGUGUCACUGUUUAUGAGAUCGAUUUUUUCUUAAAACUGCUCCCAGAAUGCAGGAAGACCGUGAAAUUACAGUCAUUGUGUCAUUGUUUAUCAUCACUGAUUUUUUGUUAAAAUUGCUCCUAGAAUGCAGGAAAUAGCGUUUCUAAGCCUUAGAAAAUUAAACAUUUUCUGGGGGAGCAUACCCCGACGACUCGACUCGGUAAAUCUAAAAUCCUAGUUACGGUGCUGUAGGGAAACCAAAUAUCGAAUAACCGAUAAUUUAAUCGGAACCCAAGUCGUAUAUGAGCUGCAUGAUAGCCGAUAAGGUGCGUGUUUUAUUAUAUAGACAACUAAUGAAUUCACAGACUCGUCUGUAUGCUAAGAUUUGUUUUCCAAAUACUUAUUGAGUACAUUGCAUACAUAAUUAAUAAUAGAUAGCUUAAGAUCUACGACGUCGACGUUAGCUAGGACGUCAGGGCUAAGCAGAGGACUGGGACUACAUUAGGACGACAUCCUAGUCCCAGUCCUCUGCAUAGCCCUGACGUCCUAGCUGACGUCGACGUCGUAGAUCUUAAGCUAUCUAAUAUUAGCUAUUAGCUUAAGUUUUUGGUUUACGAAACACAAACAGUGCUCAAUACCAUAUAAAUAGAGCGUAAUAUAGUUUUUCGUUUUAUCUCAAAAAACCACAACAGUCUGUUUCAUCCGUAUAGGAAUCAUCAGGUGGACCACCUGUAAUUAAUAAUAUUAUAUAUAAUUAUAUAUCAUUAAUAUAUUAUUGACUCAAGUGGAAUAUGAAGCACAAACGGGACGCAAAGUCCCAUGCAAGGUGCAACCCUGAAGCAUGCAGCGAAAUACGCAUAAAUACACAUGCAUGCACAUACAUAUAAUACAUAAAGGGCUGGGGCGGUUCUUGAAAAAAACCGAAACCAAAAACCGUCAAGAAAACCCCCGGAAAGACCAGUUUUUAAUCUAUAUAUAACACAGACAUCAAAUAGUGCAGCAUGCACGUGUUUUUAUUAUGUGAAGAAUGUUAGUUUUAGAUGGUUAAUAUCAAAAGCUUAUAAAAAUACAAGUAAGAAGACAAUUUUAAAAGAACGUAUUUACAAGUUUUCAAGCUAUGCACGUCAAGAUCGAUAUGACCAUACAGCGCCUUAACAAAGAACGCUAAAUCAUUUAUCUUUCUCAUAGCACAGGGCUGGUAAACAAAGUGUUAUCAGCCGUUGUUUAUAUAGGUUAUGUUUCCGCGCUUAGCUUGCAGUAUUCAAGAUGUAGCUCUCCUUUAUGCACUUUCCACUCUGGAUCUCAUUUUGAUGGUGGGUGGAGACCAGACUUCGGUGGCGUAACUUAGCUGAGCCUUCACGAGCGAGGGCUAAGUACAGCGUCCGCCUCACCGCUGUAGUUAGCAGAGGGCAAGUUCUUUUGAGCAUCCCAAGCGUCUUGUUACCCUUGGCGGUGAUGGUACAGUAUAAACAUGAUCAACCCAUGGCAGGUUGUAAAUUAAUUUAAUAUGAGGUUAGUUUAGGACACCAGUUAGUUUAGCAAUCCACGCAACUUUCCCUAAACCUGAUAAACCACUGCUGAUAUUUUUUAAAUAAUACUUCAAACAUUGCUGAAAACGUGCAAUUUCUAUAUAAUAUUUAAUGCUUUUUGGAAAAACAAGAGCUUGCUGAUUUCACAUCUAUAAGUUGGUCUUGUUUUUAGUUCAGUUUCUUCCAGUUCCUUCGCUCUUUUGGCAUUAUUUUUUUUAAAAAUACAUUUUUUAUCUACUUUAAGUAUUAAAAAUGUAUUUGCUAAUCUGUAAACAAUUGCUGGAAGUAUUCUCAUUAUGUUUGUAUUUCUCUUUAAUAAAUGCUAUUUAAUGUGAAAAACCAGCUGUUUUCUCGUUCGGAAAACGGCGGUAAUUUUUGAGCCACCAUCUUGUUUUUUCUCCUGGCAGGGUAUGAGCUAAUAUCCUGCUAGUAGAGAGCCUAUCAAAUUGCAGAUUAGCUCAUAUCUGCUACUUAUCUAUGUUGAUUUAUAAUAAUUAUCGAUAUACCGCAACAGCCUACCUUUAAUAAGUCCCCAGUCCACAAGAACUGGGAAAAAUAAGCUUGCAGGAGACUAAACAGAGGAAAUAUGCUAAGGAGUUUCCUUUUGUCAUGACGUGUCAUUACUGACUGAAGAAUUGAUACAAAAACGGGGAUCUAUAGGAGUACCCGUAUGUGUGAUAAGUGGUACAGGUACAUGUAGAUUUCAAGAUUGAUACAGGAAAGCUUAUUUUCUAAUGACUGCUGGUGGUUGACAUAAUUAUCUACUGUAUAAUUUUAUGCAAUCUGUUUUUAACAGAAUUAUCAAAAGCACAGAGAAGUUUUGCCAAUGUGCUGAAAGAGUUCAGAUUGGAAUGCAUUGGGGAGAUUGAUACAGAUGAUGAGAUGGAAAUUGGUAAGUGUAAAAUGAUGUACAGCAAAAUUCCAUAAUUAGUAACAAACAUCUCUAUUUCAGUUCUGAUUUCAUCUGGAGGCUCCAGAUUUCUAGACCUCCCGAUCUCCUGACUUGAAAUAUAACCCUUCCGAUUUUUCAGAAAGAUUGGGUUAUCUUUAAGAAAACGAAAAUUUUUAUAUUAAAAAUGGAUGUGCGUCACCAUUACAAGCAGUCAAGCACUAUCAAUGAAGAAAAUAAGUGAAGUAAUCGCCCUUUUAAAAAAUUAACAAAACUGUAUGACUAAGAACAUUUUGAUUAACUGAUGUCUUGCUUUGCUGAACACAUUCUUGAGGCGAAAUAGAAAACGUUUGAAAAAAAUUAACAAUGAAUUUGCAAACCUCCUGAUUUCUGGCUACCAAAGGUUGGAAUGUCUGUAUGUAAUAAAUGUAAUAAUGAUCUACUACAGUAUACAACCUGAAAUUUCAAAACAGUCAAAAGGCAUCCAGAAAGAUUCUAAUGAAAGCGAAAUUUGAAAAUUGGUCUGACAUAGGCCACCGUGUGGAAAUUUCCUCAAGCAGUAAUGAAAACAAAGUGAAAUUCAUAUUCAUGGUGUAUAAUAUUCUUCUCUGCAUUACUUUCCACCAGUUGCAGUACCUGCACAUGGUAUGAAAUAUAGAAAUGAAAGCACUUAGAUUAAAGACUUUUAAAAUUUUUAUUUGCAGCUAGUGCGUUUGAGACCUUUAGCCAAAUGUUUAAUCUCAUUGAUGAUGAAAGGACGCGAGUGGUAUGUUAUACAGAAAAAUGUUAUACAUUAAGAUGUUUUCAUACAGCGAACGAACGAGUGACUGUUGUGAAAACAAAUGAACAUGCAGUAAUAUGCAAAAAUAGUGCAAUACGAAAGCACUUCCCAUGAACAAAUUUAUUUAUAUGAUACAAACCGAUAUUUUGCUCCCGUUGGAACAUGUAUUAGUCAUCAUCCGGAGGCUUUAAAUUUGCCUUUGGAAAGAUAGUUAUACAUACAGUAUAGUGAACAUAUGAGAUCAUUUAUAAACGAGUGAUUCAUGCCACUGUAUGACGAUUUCAGUAAAAUAAUGUUUCGUUCAUACAGUCUUGUGUAUAAAAUAUGCAGUUCAUUGGAACAAUUGAAAUAGAGCAUGCGGAAUAAACUUGUGUUCAGCAGGGGUGGAUCUAGUCUCAUCUGCAAGGAGGGUUGCAGGUUUUCCAUGGGAUGGUGCAUGAGGGAGCCUUGCCCACUCUCCUCUGCAGUCUGCAACCCAACAUUAUACCAUUAUUUGAGACGGCCAAAUCUGCAUGUUCAUCAUUCUGUUAUGUUUUACAUUAUCUUUUGUUUAUAAAGUUUUUGUCGGCCUUCUAUCACAAUACAGUAAAUUUGCUUGUUCAAGUAUAUUUGAAAAUAUGGCUGUAUAACAACCUCAACAGAUUUACAUAAUUAACCAUGAUAUUUAACGUAAAGUAUUUUCUCAUGAGCUCACAAAUCAAUUCAGGGUCUGAAAUUUUUUCAGUACCCAUGCAUAUUGGGAUACCAGUAUUCAAAGUUCUAGUAUCUCAUCUGAGAAUCCAGUAUCCAACUUCUGGAUACUGGUUACCAUAAAUUUUGGCAUCCCUGAACCAUCAAAGGAAGUAUACAGUACAUGUCUCUCAUUGUUAGAAAUUACGAUAACAACAAGUCUCCACUCAACAGUCGACGACUGACCACCAAGUUGGAAAUCAAAGGCUGGUUAUUUUCAAGAAGUCACGCUGACUCAUAGUAUUCAAAGUUAUUACUUAUUGGCAGACCACCGGAGACAUUUAGCAUUAUCCUAAUGUUUGAAAUUUUGUAAUACCCAGUUGAGAACAAGUCAUUCACAGUUUGGUAUCCAAAAUCAAAUUUUAGUAUCCUUUGGAUAUUGGGAUACUGAAAAUUUCAGACCUACUGUAAAUUGUCAUUGUUGUAAAUUGAAAAUUUCAGACCUACUGCAAUAUUCGAAAAGCAGAAAAUGUAUGGUCAAGCAGAUUUUUUUAGAGUGAUUCUGGACGUUUCUAGGGGGAUGCUAGACACCACUAGCAUGGGCGUACCGGAAGGAAAAAAUUAGGAGGGCGGAAAGAAAUUUGCCCGACUUCCCGUCGCCAAGAAACUUGCCCGUCGCCAAAAAAAUUUCGGUACGCCUAUGACCACUACGUAGGGUGCGCGCGCCCUGCACCCCCACGGUAGAUCCGCCCCUGGUGUUCUGCUUCCGGUGAAACAAACAAAGGGAAUGGGAAAUGCCGGCCGUGGGCAAAUUGAUUUGAUAUCAUCGCACACAUGUACAGCGUCACUCUCAGUGUCAGUUUCGUGUUCCUGAAUGCCUUGCAGUAUCAGUUUCAGUUUUAUGCACUUUGAAAUGAGUUUUUGCGUAACUUGAAUCAUUUGUAAAUUAAUUCUGUUUCUACUUGUUUGUGUGAUGGAUGUGAAGCUAUUGUUGAGGACACAACAGUUAGCUACUGUUACAUACUCUGAAUAGUAAAGUAACAACAUGUCUUUCAACAUGUUAGGUAGAAAAUGCUACAAGUCAACUGAUUGAUCCAUUAGAAAAGUUCAGAAAAGAUCAAAUUGGUGAAGCCAAGGUAUGUGUACAAAAUCUCCGACAAAAUCUACUGUAUAGCUAUAACUACUGUAUAUGAGAUAAUGAAGUACAGCGUACAAUUUACUGAUUUUAACCAUCCAAAUAGAGAUCAGUAUGAUAAUCAGGUUACCAAAAGCCUUCUGAAGGAGGGCGGUUCUUUCAAUUGUUUGAAUUCAGAGAGAGGGAUCAUGUUUGUGCCUCGUUGACUGGGGAAUGACAUUCUUUAUUACUUAAUUUAAUUGAGAUAUAAUGUACUCACUUAAAGCACCAUUUGUUGUUAUUACUGUAUGUUGAUAAAUCAUAUAGACCAUUGCUGAAUUACUAUAUGGUGCCAUGUACAUACGGUACAUAUAUGUCACUUUCUGCUUAACCUAUUAAGCGUCAGCGUUCAGUCCUUGACGAGUGUUGUCUGCAUGGUGUUAGACAGAGUAGAAUUGAUAAAGUAUAGGGUAGGGGUGCACCGGAACUCGGUUCCGGCCGGUUAGUUCCGGCCGGAACCCCGAUUUUUUAGAGUUCCGGUUCCGGCCGGAACUAGUAAAAAAAAGCAUGGCCGGAACCGGAACUCUGUCGUUUUUAGGGAGAUAGAAUAUCAAACGUUUUUGUGUCUAACAAAAGGUCACAGUAGGAAGAAAGUUGGACUACGCAAGGGAAAUGUACACUAUUAACACUUCAUUAUGACGUUUAAUCAACGUUUGUCAGUCUUUUUAUUCUGACAUUUGCGAACUCUCUACUUGAUGAUUUGAAGUGUCUGCUUGUCUGGCAGCGGACAAAGUAACAUAUGACUAUAUAUGGCUUAAUAAAUUAGUUCCGGUUCCGGCCGGAACUUUCUUCCAGUUCCGGUCGGAUCCGGUUCCGGCCGGAACUUAAAAAACCGGUUCCGGUGCAUCCCUAGUAUAGGGCACCUCAAUUGAUGUGCAAUGCAGUAACAAUUAAUUAAUGCAAGUAGACAUGUUGGGCAUCUGAUUAACCCGCCAGCCUUCUCCCCUUGACUAGUAAAAUCAUCUGGCGUUAGAUAGAGUAUAAUGAUAAAGUAGGAUGCAUUGGAGUGCAAUGGGUUAACAGUCAACCGUCAAAUUGUGGAAUACAAAAUUUGAGGUUUGAAACUGGCCUGACAGGAAUGUCCAUUAGCCUGUAUUGUAUUUGUGAAAAAUGAAGCCCAGAUCCCAAAUCAAUUAAGAGACAGGAAUUCUGGUCUGACCGUGUUAAUGGAAAGUGCACAGACAGCGGAAAUUUAAAUAAUGUGCAGGACUAAAUAGAAAUGAAAAUAAAUGAAAGAAUGGGUAUGCGAGUAUAAUAUUGUAAAUUGUAUUCUCAGAUGUAAUUCUGCAAGUGGUUAUAUAGUGGUGUGUCCACUCUACAUGUAUAUCGGAGGCAGAUACUUGCACUUGCUCUAUUGGGGCAGACACUUGCUCCGUCACUGUUCUUUAUUAUGUUUUGAAAUGUUUUAGGAAGAAAAACGGAAAUUUGAUAGACAAACAGAGAAAUACGUUAAUUGUUUAAAUAACUUCCUUGCUACUUCAGCAAAGAAGAGUACUAAUAAUACGUUGGAGGUAUGUGAUAUUUGUAAAUCAGAGUGGUGGCAGACUGGCAGUUAUUGAAGGAAUUUGAGUAAAAAUAUUGGGACCUUCUUCUUAAUUUACUGUCCGUUGUAACUUUUAGGGAAUGUCUAUUAGUAAGAGGUGCUCAGUAUAAAUCAAAGCAUACCUAUACGUACAAAAGAAUUAUAUUUUUCUUUAGCAAAUACUCGGGAGGUGAAUAGUGGUUUUCCCGCUAUUUGAUUGGUUGCUCCGUUCCGGAUAUCCUUGCACUAUUCACCUCCGGACAAAAACAAAAUGGCUUCCCGCUUCGUUCCGGUUAUAGACAAGCAAAUUUUUUUACUAAACGAAGCUUCGGUUUUCCCAAACACGAAGAAAGCCACAAAGUUUUGUUUUACAGUGCGUAGAGGUAUUCUUUGAAACUAUUUCUAUAGUAAAUAAAAUUGCUAAAAAAAUACUGUUUUGUUUACAACUAUCACGGGAGCUGAAAUGCAAAUUGUUUUAAAAAUAGUUUUGGUCAUUUUUGUUUUGGUGUGGUAUAUGCUAGAACAAUUAUUCACCUCAGUGUCGGUGAAUAGUGGAAGGACAUCGCGUUUCGGUGAAUAUCCUUCUUGCACUAUCCACAUCUAUACUUCGGUGAAUAAUUGUUAGUUUAUUAUUCAUCGUGGUUAUUUUUCUUUAUUAAUUGGGGACUGUUUAUUGAGAAAAUGAAAUGGAAAAAUAUGAUGCUUUUCUCAACCGUCUUCAAAAACUAUAUGUACAGUACAUGAAAAUUUGUGCAAGAAGUAACAUUUAAUGAUGUUAGAUUUGUGGGAUUGCUCUCUAUAUGGUGACUGCAUUCCAUUACUCAUUGUACAACGAUCGAAGUGGUUAAUAUCUAAUUUCUCACCUAUUCUUUUUCAGGAAUCAUUGGUCACAGAAAGAGAUAACUUUUAUGAAACGGCUCUUAGUUAUGUAUUUAAACUGCAAGAAGUGAAUGAGAAAAAGAAAUUCGAGUUUGUAGAAACGGUACGUUUUAUAUUGUAGAAGGGUUCAAACAUUGCUACUGUUGUUAUUUUGGCAGCACUGUAAAUUAUUAGUGACAGUAUAACAUGUGCUGUAUAAAAAAUCGGAUUUCGACACGGUUGCGGGGAGUGCGAAUUGGUUUUUCUCAACAAAGUGUGCAAAGAGCAUUUUAUAUCGAGAAAUGAAAAAAGUUUUGUAAAAGUGAAAACCCAUCCCAGUGGGUUUUUUGACGAAAAACAAUAAUCCUGAACAGGAUAUAUGCAGAAAUCAUCGUUUAAAAAUACAGUUUCAAAGUUGUUGUGAAAACCCAAAUGCAAGUCGAAACACAAAAGGUCAAGAUAAACUCUACUAUUUAUAUGAUUCUCUCCCAAUUAACCAGUAUGGUUUAGUUUCCCAUCCGUGACUAAUUGAACAAUCAGUUUCUUUAAAAAUUGCAAUAGGUUGAUAUACACACAUGACGAACAAUUUUUACAUAAACUUGGGCUAACACAGAUCAUGAGUUCCAUAGAGUCUAUAGUUAUCUUGUUGUAUUUGUAAAUUUAUAUAUUACGCAAUUUAGUGUGUAAUUCAGUGGGCCAUCAUCUAAUAAAAAAUUUAAGUGCCUCUAUUCCGCAAAUUUUUUUAUUGUCGCAUUGAAAAGCACAUUUUAUACUGCUACUGUAUGCACGACUUGCAAGUAUGACGUAUCAUCAAAAAUAAUCCGCCAUUUUGGAUGGCAAAAAUCUUUUAUUCAACCGGCUACUACACAGCUGUGGACCAUUAUAAUUCUUCAAAGUGCUCAAACAAAAGCAACAGACGCAGUCAGUGGCACAGUCUCGCUUUGGCGCCAUGUUCUGAUAACUAUUUUUAAUUUGCCACCAAAAAUGGCAGAAGUCAACAAAUACAUGUUGUGACGUCACUUGCAAGAGUCCAAUAGAGUAACUCGUUUGAGCAACUCCUUUAUCUCGUUUCCGAGUUAGUUUAGGUGUUUGAUAUGCAAAUUACCCCACGUUAUGUCACACGUGCAUUAUUAUUUAAAAUAAAAGCUUUGUAUCUUAGUCAUUAUCGAAUGAAAACGCUUUGUAAAUAAGGAAGUGUGUCACCAAACGUGAACAGGUGUUAGCAUUUUAUUGAACAUAUUUUACUUUCACUUUCGUCGAAAGUCAGUGUACUACUUCGAAAGGUAAUUUACAUAUGAAACGUACUGAGAAAACAAAAUUCUGGAAAAGGAGUUACGCUUUCCAAUGAGACAAUGAAUAAAAAAAUGACGUUAUGGGGAUAAAAAGCAUUGGAGAAUGUAAUUUUCAGAUUGCUAGAGUUUUGUCUCCGCGGCACUGUUUUUUUCUGUGAAUCAUCAGAUCGCACAAUCAUCAAAUCCAUUAAUCCAUUUUCAAUUGCAUUUACACUUAUUGUGUUUCAUUGUUCUAUUUUAGCUUCUUGGCUUUGUAUAUGGCCAAAUGACGUUUUUUCACAGCGGUAGGUUUUGUAGAAUAUUAGAUUGUCACUAUAUUAUUAGAUGUCGGCAGAUAACAUGCAUUCUUGGCACGUAUCAAUCUAAAAUUGUUGUGACAUUUUAAUCAUAUUGGAAAAUGCAACAUACAGCAUGUGACGCAUGCACGUCCGUUUCCCUUUAAAGUGUGCUAGCAGCUGUAUUAAUUAAGAGGAGAAUCUUUUCAUUUGUAUGUUACGAAACACGCGCUCAAAACUAACGAAUAUACUUUUCACUUCGUUAUGACCAUAGUUAAUUUUUAUCAUUUUUUAUACGCUGCUCAAGCGGCAAACAAACAUAAAAAGUAUAUGUAGUGCUUUAUCUGUAAUAUGAAUAGAUUUUAGAUGCUACGCCAAAGAGAAAAGUAUGCCUGAAGUUCAGUUUUGUUUUUACGUCUCAUCCUGUUUACACGGUUGCCUAGCAACCCAUCUUCAGUUCGAAAAUCAGCUAACAAUAAUAACAAUAACAACAAUAACAAGACGCCUGCUCAGGCGUUCACACUGGCCUCGCGGUUGGUAAAAUACCAUCGCAAUAUUCCAAAAAAAUAAUUUGAAACAUGUAGAUGACUAGAUGUUCUUCACUUCUUGACGGCCAUCACUUCAUGAUCACAGACAUUCAGAGGACGGCCCAAUAAAAAUCCAUACAAAACCAAUAGAGUUCAGCCAUAUCAUAUCGAAAAACACAGAAAAGUUCAAGCGCAUGCGCAAUGAAAUAUAAUAUAAUAAAAUACGUCCCACAAUUACAGCGUCUAAGAUUUGUAACGUAGUUAAAUACGAAAUUCGUUCUGAAUAGCAUUGUGUAGAAUUGGUCCUUAAAUCAUCGUGAGCAUGUUUUAGCUAAAUUGCGCAAUCCUGAGCCCACGAUGCCGCAAUGGAAAGUCACUUGCGACAACCAAAAAGAACACGAAAAAUUCCUUGCAUUUUCAGCAAGGGCAAAUUAUGACACUGACACUGACAACUAAUGUCUAACAUGACACUGACACUGACAACUAAUGUCUAACAUGACAACAGACACUGACACUGACAACUAAUGUCUAACAUAUCAUAACUUGCUUCGGCCAUUAAACGCAACGAAGACCUAAUUUACCAACAUCGGGAAAAUCUAAUAACGAAUAAAGAGAACGUAGUAACUGGGGAACGGACGGGCGGGAUUGUUAUAUCUCACUUCUGUAUUCUCAUAUAAUCUUGACUUUACUGAGGGCGCUCUGAGGGCAAAAUCUUCAAUUAUGUUUCUAACACAGAAGUUCGAUAUAACAAUGUUUGUUUAAAGCAGCGAAACACCUAAACCAGAAACUAUUUCCCCUGUGACAGGACUGCUCUGGCAUAACUGUCUGAAAAUAAAGGGCGAUAAUAAAAACGGACAAAAGAUGAUGGUCCUGACGAGUCAGCCAUCUUUAGCACUUCGUCCAAAAAGACGUCAUUUGGAGGUUGAAGCUGACCUCGUGGAAUGUCGUUUAAAAAUAUAAGUAUCAAUACGCGCACCGCCCAAAAUGCAUUUCAUCCAGCGAGCAAUAGCACAAGACUUCACGGGCCUGUGUGAUCUGUGCAUGAUAACUGAUCAAGAGUUGCCGUACCGACUUGGGGUCCACCGGCCUAAAACCGUCUGUUCGUGAAAUGCAUGACUGCAAGCAACGCAGAAUGCAAAGCUUUACACAAUCAUCAAAUUUGGCAAAGAAAGCCGGCGUCAUAUCCGAGGACGUUUUGUUCAAGCCUGGUAACUCAAAAACAACUCCCUCAGGAAGAAUACGCAUAAAGCGCAAAUCCAGCAGCUUCAACUCCGAGGAACCUUUUGGGGCGGUCAAAGCAGCAAAAGAGAUAACUUUUGGGUUAAGGUACUGCGAGGGAGAUCUUGAUUACUUGGCAAAGAACGCAAAUGCUCUAAAGCAACAUUGACAUCUCAAGACUGCUGAUAACGAGGCAUAGCUGCGCGGAGAUUCAAAAUGCCUUUAAGCAAGCGAAGCACGAGAGGGUGUUGCCCUACUGGAAAACCUUCAAUUGGAGGCAAAGUGCCAGACAGCAGAACGAUAUGUGUUGAUUGUCCUACACUCUAAUCCCUCCUCAAACGAGUAAGCUAAAAAACCCAUUCUAUCUGCCAAAGAGGGGCAAAGUGGAUCGACUUUCCUUCUGACACACCAUCGAUACCAUUUUUUCCAGGCGGAGUUAUAAAACGUACUGAGUUUGUGCGUUUCUUUUGCCAAGACUGUUCCAAAUAUGCCAAGCUGAAGAGGCUAGCUGAAGAGUCUGCUUCGCAACCAAAGGAUGCACUUGAUCCUGUGGUCCUUGAAGCAAUUUGAGAAAUUAUCGCACCCUGUCUUCAUCAGCUCUAUACGGUGAUUGUUGAGGAAUAGAGCAUUGUUAUAUCGAAAUUCUGUGUUCGAAAUAUAAUUGUAUCUUAAUUGAAAAUAUUUCACUAUUAUUUUGUGUGUCUCAACCGCCAGAUACAUUUAAUUAAAAAGGUAACUAACUGUGUAAACUACAAAAUAGAGCUAAAACAAAGUAAUUUUGAGAGGAACGCCGAAUCUUAGGUUUUGAACACUUUUCAUCGCAUUGAAAAAAAUCGCCUCUUAAAUAUCAGCGUAUUUCAUUGUAGGCCACGAAGUGUUCCAAGACUACAAGAAUAAUUUGGUUGAACUUCAAGUUCGAUUACAGAAUGUAAGUAUAAACUUAUAUCGAUAACAUAUCCAUAUAGAAAUACAAUCCAAGCUAACACAAUUUGUUGAAUUUUCUAGACCAGGGAUCGAUUUGAAAUCACGAAAGAAGAAGCAGUCACGCUGCAAGAGAAAACACGCAAGGUACAGUUCUCUUAAUUGUUUUACGGUCUCGUUGCCAAUAUAGACUUUCUCCAACUCUCCCCUAGGCCAAAAAAAAAAUAUGUGGGUUUCCGGUUUCCCGACCUUACCUAGCUUUUCGACGUCGAAAUCCCGACCCUAAACUUUUUUAUUGGAUCAUGCUUGUAAGUGUUUCCACUUAGAAGAAAAAGUUUGUGGAAAAUUGAAAUUUGAGGCAAUAUUAGGGAAAUUUAUCUUUGGAUGUGGAAGCAGUGACUAAACAAAAUGGCGUCCGCUUGUUAGGAAAAAUAAAAAAAAGUUAAAAAAAAGUUAAAGCCGACCUACCCUACCUACGUUUUUAUAAGAAGAAACCGGAAACCCACAUAUUUUUUUUUUGCCCUAUUUGUAAUUUGUGAAAUAGGGACUUGCAUGCAUAUGUUGGAUAGGGAUGUGCCGGAUACUUCUUUGGAAACAAUUAUUGAUCAAACUCAAUAACUCAUGAGUAAAUUAGCCAACCAUAGUGCUUUAUUUUGCUCCCAUGAUCAUACUGGAUACCUGGUGAAGUAUAUUGACUCCAGUCCUACGACUGGAUCGAGAUGAAUUCAAUCCUUGGACUGGAUCAAAAUGAAUUCACCUCACUUUAAGUAGUGAUUUUUUCGUACGAGAUGUCAUUUCAAAUCCUCCAAUACGGACUGGAUUAGAUUUCAAGUCCUCGCAUUUUCAUCCAGUCCUCGGCUUCGUCUCGAACCUGCCUCCUCCGCAGGCCCUCGUUGCGUCAUGGGAAGGUCACGAUCUGGCGAGGGCCUGCGGAAUCUUGUAAAAAAAAUGGCGCCGGCGUCACGUCAGCAAGUAAAUUUCUACAUAAUCUUGAAUAUAAAUAGAUAUAAAAAAGCGGUGUGAAACUUAUAAAUUAAACUGGCGACUCUUAGCACGUGGAAGGAAGCAUUUUUUAACGAUAAGGUUUGUUGUCCACACCAAUGUUGCACGAAUAAAACUGCCUUCUUUAACGAAGCAGGUUCAAAACAACAUUUAUUCAUUUUACAAGAUUCCGCAGGCCCUCUCGAAAUCGUAACCUUCCCAUGACCCAACGAGGGCCUGCGGAGGAGGCAGGUCUCGAACUUGAUCAAAUUGCGCGGACUUGAAAUCUAGUCCAGUCCUCAUAGUCGGAUUUGGAAUAUUACGUCAAUAAUAACUAAUAAACCCGGAAGUGAGGCGCCAGUUGUUCUUGGUUUUUUCACGAAUUUCAGCAUGUCUGCCGGUCGGGUAUAUUACAGUUUCGGAAUACAAGGUGAAUUAUUGAAACGUUGACGUCAAAAGGUACAGUGCUUUGGUGACCUAUUCAGUUGAAUUUGAAAAUGGCGGCCUUUCACUGAGUGGCCUAUACAGGGUGUAUAAAAAAAAAGGUAAUCGAACUUCAGCGCGCUAUUGUAUCUGAAUUACUCUGCGUAUGAACGAGAUUUUUUUACAUUCGGAAAGAUCAUGCUUUUAGCUGUUGAAUGAUAUCUUCUUCAUGCCAAAUGGAUAAAAAAUGAGCAAAUACGAGUCCGAUAAAAAAUGUUAGUCAGAAUCGCAUAUUUUCACCGUUGAGAGUUGGGUCUAAAACCAUUGAAAAUGAACCCCCUUUAGGACUUAAGUUGAUGAAUUUCACUUCAUUAAACUGCACACACAUUCAUAAUUAUUAUUUAAGUAGGAAUAAAUCUUAGCUAAGCUACGACACGUUCGUGAUCAAUUGCUUUUUCUUUUGUUAUGCAUUGUUUUAAUUAGGCACAGAGGUGAAAAUAUGCGAUUUUGACUAACAUUCUUAAUCGGCCUCGUACAUGCUUAUUUUUUCUCCACUUGGCAUGAAAAGCAAUAAAGCAUGUCAUUCAAUAGCUAAAAGCCUGAUCUUUCCGAAUAUGAAAACCAAUUGUUCAUACGGCGAGUGAUUCACGUAUAAUAGCGCGCUGAAGUUCGAUUACCUUCUUUUGAUACACCCUGUAUAUGUAUUUCGCACAGUUUCGUUAAGUUUCGUUAAAUUUCACAAUAUCUUAGCGAAAAACAGACGGUUUUGUGUGUCAAGAAUAGCGAUUGCAAUAAUUUACUUACGUCCAUCAAUUACAAAUAAAGAAAUGGAUGACCGUUUGCACCAUUUACUCCCAGAUAUUAAAUGUACCCGAAUGCCGAGAGAGGUUUAUAGUAAAAGCGCGCCGAAGGACUUUUACUAAACCUCUCGAGGCUUGAGGGACAUUUCAUCACUAAUCGACCGCAUUGCCAUGCUAUCUAUCACUUUGUAAUAUCAUAGCUGCCGAGACAAUAAAACGGUUUUAGACGAUUGAAUAAGUUGAAAUGAAAAGGCGCGUUUGCUUUUUGAUAUACUAGUGACUAUUGGAUGUUCGUUGAUGAGGUUUACAGGGAGCAAAUGUUCAGACUGUAAGCAUAUUAACAUUGUGAAUAAAUGAUAUGAAGUGUUAUCUUUUGUGAGUUAAUUGAACAUCAAUAUAAGAGGUUAUGGAUAACUAUGAGGGACGAUUAGUAACUAAUCGUCCCGUGGGAUGAUUAGUUUCUAAUUGUCCCUCAUGUUUUAGCAAUGAGGUAAAUUAGUCAUUAAUCGCAUCUCGCGAAACAAAGGAUUUCGAGAUAGCUAUGAUAUUAUUAUAUAAAUUUUUAGUAUAGCAAUUCUAUAGUCCAACUAGUAAUCUCUAACUUGACUUCUUACAGCAAGGAUAGUAUAAUCAAGUAAUUGAUGUAAUUCACUAAAACUUUUAAAACAUUUUAAAAUUUAACUCUUAAUGUUAAUGUUAAUGUUAAUGUUAAUGCAUGGUAUAGGGUUUCUCUUUUUCAUGUAUUUUAACUUUUGAUUUCCAAUAAUUAGACUUCCAACAAUAAUAAUAAUAUAAUAAAAGUUCCAGUAAAUAUUCGCCAAAUUUUUGCCGGAUAAUGGCGGAUGUCUAUAUAUUGCCUGCAACCGGAUCCGGCACAUCCCUAAUAUUAGACCUGAAGGUAAGCCAACACAAUACAGCCAUCCUGACUGUUGUGAUUGGCCGGAUGUGCAGCAAUCGGAAAUUACCGAUUACCGAUUAUUCAUGCCACAAUCUACCCGAUGCCGAUACCGGUUUUAUAAUGACGUCAUAAUAUCAGUCUACCAAGUAAAGGUGACGUCAGUCAUGUCGAUUUUUUAACGAUAAUUUCCAACGUAACAUGUUACUGCAACCAAAGAUCGUUAAAACCGUUGAUAUAAAUGGCACGCUUCACGCAUUAAUUUAACAUAUUGCAUUAAAACGCAACGUGUAUAUAUCACCGUGUAACGCAUAUAAUUUUUAAAAUGCGUGUUUUCUCAACAGUCUGUUUCAGACAAUCGAAAAUAAAGAUAAUUCUACCGAUUCCGAUUGUCUACCGAUAAGACAAAAAUCGACCCAAUGCCGAUACCGAAUAUCGGCCAAUCGCUAAUCAGGAAUGGCGCGCGCAUGCCUUGCCACACACCUCAACUUAUCAAGAGUCCCACGCCUUGAUUAAACUGCAAUGCAAAAUACAUUUACUAACAACGCCAAGGAUAUUUCGUCUUGUUAACAUUAGUCAGUAACACCAGGUUCAGAUAGCUAGGCUCCACUACUUCUACAUGCAUGAUUUUUGGAGUUGCCCUGAACUUCAUGAAUUCGGACAGUUAAGACUUACACGAACGAGGUAAAUUAUAUAAAUGUAUUCGUAAGGCAACAAAAAAAUAACAAAACUAUACAAAAAGCCGAUUAAAAAAACUAUUCCAACCAAAAUGUUUAUCUGUUCGACCGCGCUCUCCCCCAGGCUUUUUGCUCGGCCGUACAUAAUUAUGCAAUACAUUAACAACAGGGUUACGAAACUGAAUACAUAAUGUUAUCCUUCAAAACACGGUGAAAUACUGGACUAUAGGUUGUUGUGCUUUAUGUUUUCUAGAAAGCCCAGGCGGGUGAGCUUCAGAGUAGUAAAAUGUACGCCAGACAGGGCUAUCUCAUGGUGCAAAGGAAAGGAAAAGGUUAGCCAAAAGACAUGUGCUCUUUAACAAGGCCGCCGAGCAAACGUUUCUGGGGGGAGGCCUCUGUCGCUUUGGGGACACCAUUUCAUGAGCUUGGUGCGCGGGGGAAAAUGCCACCUUCCCCUCUCACGGCGGCCAUGCUCUUUAAGAACUUUAUAAAAUAACCAGCUAGGACACUCGCAGACUGCAUACCCCCGCCAGCAACAUUUUGCUCGCGGGAAAAUGGGAGCGUUUUCCUCGUCUUACUUAGAAUCGGUGAUAGAAAAAUGAGUGGGUAUUGGUACCAUAGUAUGACCAACAUAUGACCACCUUUUCUUGCUGGGUAUCUUAGUACAGUACUUUAGACUUUUUCCCCAAUGUUAAAUUUCAUGUAAUACUGCAUAUACUGGCCUGUACCAGUGCUCUGAUGGUUAUAAACAUCUUUGUUACAUUGUUAUUUAGCUAGCCAUCAUUCAAAGGCUUUUAGAAAUUGUUGUCUCCCCCUCCCUCCCCCUUCCUCAGUGUCAUAUGGUUGACAUGAUCUGCCAAAAAGCUCGUAUGAAUUGUUAAUGAUUGUUUAAUUUUGGUUUCGAUUGUCACUAUCUUAUUCUAUGCUGUUUUUGUUUCAGGUGGUUUGGGUUACACGUGGAAUAAAAACUUCUGCAUGUAUACAAAAGAAAACAAGAUAUUUACAAUGGUUCCCUAUGUACAGACACAGUCAAAACUGGUUAGUGUAUAUAUAUAUUCACUCAACUUCUAAAUUUACAUUCCAAUAGGAAACCUCUUUAUACAGGGUACAUUAGAUAACGACUGAAGAAAUGUAAAUCAACUUAAGGUCAGUUUAAAACAGAGAUGAAGUUUCUUUAGCAUAAACUGCCUGGUAUAGAGGUUUGUUUCAUAGGAUUGGUCGAAAGUGCUAACGAAAUUUUCAAAAUUUGCCACUUUUUUCCGAAAAUCCGCUUGCGUUUGACGAAAAUACAUCAUAAAGGUCCAUACAGACCGAACGCGAUUCGACAACGCGACGCGAAUUUUCAGUUUUUAAAAACAAAUAAAGCCGUCAACGGAUAAAAAUUUUACAAGAUAUGCAGACCAAAUAGCUCAAUUUGCUUAAGUGGUUCCCAAUAUUUGAAAAACAUAGAAAAAUAUUGAAGUUUGAAAAUUCGCGUCGCGUUGCCAAAUCGCGUCCGGUCUGUAUGGACCUUUAGUCAUAUAGGCUUGGUCUGCGAAUCCAUGCAGACGUCAUUUCCCACACACAGACUUGGGAAUUUUUCAUUAAUACAUUUAUCGAAUUUAUAGCACUUGUUCAUUAAUACUUUUAAAUUUCUAAUAUUUAACUUUCUGCUUUAAUGCUAUCAGUAGAUAAUGGAUUAUUAUACCUAUAAGUUUGCGUAUAAAUACAUUCUUUCCUUUCAUUCAUUCGAGAAUUUUCAAAUCGGUCUAUAACAACAUCGUGAAACACAAAACUAUUUGUAGUGACCGUCGCUUUACGUGGUUUUUAAUGGUCACCGUGUAUACAGCAUUAGGCGAAGAUUUUAUUAAACAUAUGUUUCACUAAAGCUAUAGCUUGUCGAGUAAAACUCGAAUCCACGGAAUCGGGUAUCGAUCGGCAAACGAUCAGAGUCUGUAAAAGUUCGUCACAUAUUUAUGAUAUAUUUACCAAAAGUGAGUGCUUUGAUAUAAGUGUCCAUGAAAUUAUUGGUGAAACAAGAUACAGGACUAUAUCUGCAUGGAAGUCGAUAACAAACGCAUAGUAGAAAAUAUUUCAAUUAGAUUAUAGGCAUACACCCCCACCGGAUCUCCCUCGCCGGUCCAAUCUAGAUGGACUAUAUAUCCGAGAAUUUCAACCUCUUUUCUCACAUUGGCCGUAAGCCAAGUAUCAUGAUCCGCCGAUCACGAGUACUCGGAAGUUAAACAUGGCUCGUCCUAAAGGGUAAAUUGUUUUGAAUAUUUAAAGUCUCUAAAAUCGUUUUUAUUUUGUCUACUGAAAAUAAAGGCAGUGUUUCACUGGGCAACACCGCAACCACGACGUACAAUCACGCAACGCUAUAUAUAUUGUCUAUAGGUGCACCUUGUCAGAUACGAAUUUGGUGUCAUGCACUUAUUACGUCUCGUCUCGUAAAACAUCACUUUAAUUAUUAAGGCCGAUUCAACACUACACAACUUUGCCUAAAACUGUCGCAUGCAAUCUUCUUGUACAACUUGAAUUGUGUUGUUGUAUGAUCGAACAUACAACUCGCCUAUGUUGUCGUACAGGUGACUUGUCACUGGAAGAAAAAUAGUGAAAUUCAUAUACCAUCAUGGAAUUUGCGAUUGCAUCACUAAAUCUAUAUAUAGUAUAUCAAAAGUAUAUCUAUGCAUAUACUAUUUCCAAUCUAUAUCGAGGGUCCUGAAGGGGGGUGGUGUCGUAUUCCCAUUUCCCAGCCCAAAUUUUGACUAAAUCCCAUUGUCCCAGAGCACAAAUCCCAUCAUCUCAGUGGCUGUCCUGCUCAAAUCUUAAUCCCAUUCCCAUUUUCUAUUGUUUUUUUGCUGAUGAAUCUCACUCCCAGUGCAUGAAAUCCCAUUUUCCCACCCAAAAAUAAGCAAAUCCCAGUUCCCAUUUUACCCCUUCAGGACCCUCUAUAUCCAUAGUAUUAAAAUUGCAAUUUAGCAUGAAUAUUUCCAAGGAAGAUCCAUACUAUUUCCACAGUAAGGAUUUUGAAAAAAAUUCCAGUGUGUGUGCUUGAUUUACACAGCACAUCUCAGUUGUAAGCAGGUCGCAUGCGACAGUUUUAGGCAAAAGUUAUGUAGCGUAAAUCUUCCUUUAGAAUCUUACGCUCAUCACACACUGUAAGCUCAACAUACUGACGAGUUUACACUUGCAAUUCUUGCUGCGAUUUCUAGUGCGAUUUUCUUCUUCUGGUGCAUGUGAAAGAGUAAAUAUGUUAUGAAUGUUCUGAGUAUAUGUCUCGCUGAUGUACGCUCAUCUGAACAUUCACAACUCAUCCACUCGUUCGCAUCCAUCAGAAGAGGAAAAUCGCAGCAGAAAUUGGAAGUCUUGAGUAAAUGCGGUAAGCGCAUGCAGUUUGCCCCCAGGGCUUUGAGGAAAACCGUAAUUAAACUUGCUUGGCAGUGAAACACCUGACCCUUUUUCUAACCCCAUUAAUAAUUGAUUUCAUGCAUACACGAAUCGAUAAUUUGAUCUACAACUAUUGAGGACUCUCUUGACCGUUCAAUUUAUGUUUUCUAUUAAUGCUCAAAAUGAUAUAAUUUUGUGUGCAAACGUUCCUGGUAUACGACCCAUUCCUUGAUGGACGGCUAGGAUCACUUGCUGUAUGUAUACUGACAUCGCUUUUGUCCAUUCUUCAGACUGGCUCUACGGAUACGGUUGUAUUGAAAAGCUGUGUGAGG